Hypanus sabinus (Atlantic stingray) is the source of this 3371-nucleotide messenger RNA. RefSeq lists its product as uncharacterized. Lineage: Eukaryota; Metazoa; Chordata; Chondrichthyes; Myliobatiformes; Dasyatidae. The transcript has 2 exons. The record is from RefSeq and is a predicted model, not a curated record. The coding region runs from base 857 to 1855 and encodes 332 amino acids.
UGGGGUUUCAGGACAGUGUAUGGGAGGUGUUUGGGGAGUCAGGACAGUGUAUGGGAGGGGUUUGGGGAGUCAGGAUAGUGUAUGGGAGGGGUUUGGGGAUUCAGGACAGUGUAUGGGAGGGGUUUGGGGAUUCAGGUCAGUGUAUGGGAAGGGUUUGGGGAUUCAGGACAGUGUAUGGGAGGGGUUUGGGGAUUAAGGACAGUGUAUGGGAGGGGUUUGGGGAGUCAGGUCAGUGUAUGGGAGGGGUUUGGGGAUUCAGGACAGUGUAUGGGAGGGGUUUGGGGAUUCAGGUCAGUGUAUGGGAGGGGUUUGGUGAGUCAGGACAGUGUAUGGGAGGGGUUUGGGGAUUCAGGACAGUGUAUGGGAGGGGUUUGGGGAGUCAGGACAGUGUAUGGGAGGGGUUUGGGGAUUCAGGACAGUGUAUGGGAGGGGUUUGGAGAUUCAGGUCAGUGUAUGGGAGGGGUUUGGGGAUUCAGGACAGUGUAUGGGAGGGGUUUGGGGAGUCAGGACUGUGUAUGGGAGGGGUUUGGGGAGUCAGGACAGUGUAUGGGAGGGGUUUGGGGAUUCAGGACAGUGUAUGGGAGGGGUUUGGGGAUUCAGGACAGUGUAUGGGAGGGGUUUGGGGAGUCAGGUCAGUGUAUGGGAGGGGUUUGGGGAGUCAGGUCAGUGUAUGGGAGGGGUUUGGGGAGUCAGGAUAGUGUAUGGGAGGGGUUUAGGGAUUCAGGUCAGUGUAUGGGAGGGGUUUGGGGAUUCAGGACAGUGUAUGGGAGGGGUUUGGGGAGUCAGGUCAGUGUAUGGGAGGGGUUUGGGGAGUCAGGUCAGUGUAUGGGGCGGGAUGGGGGAUUCAGGAUAGUGUAUGGGAGGGGUUGGGGAUUCAGGUCAGUGUAUGGGAGGGGUUGGGGAUUCAGGACAGUGUAUGGGAGGGGUUUGGGGAGUCAGGACAGUGUAUGGGAGGGUUUGGGGAGUCAGGACAGUGUAUGGGAGGGGUUUGGGGAGUCAGAACAGUGUAUGGGAGGGUUUGGGGAGUCAGAACAGUGUAUGGGAGGGUUUGGGGAGUCAGAACAGUGUAUGGGAGGGUUUGGGGAUUCAGGACAGUGUAUGGGAGAGGUUUGGGGAUUCAGGACAGUGUAUGGGAGGGGUUUGGGGAUUCAGGACAGUGUAUGGGAGGGGCUUGGGGAGUCAGGACAGUGCAUGGGAGGGGUUUGGGGAGUCAGGACAGUGUAUGGGAGAGGUUUGGGGAUUCAGGACAGUGUAUGGGAGGGGUUUAGGUAGGACAGUGUAUGGGAGGGGUUUGGGGAUUCAGGACAGUGUAUGGGAGGGGUUUGGGGAGUCAGGUCAGUGUAUGGGAGGGGUUUGCGGAUUCAGGACAGUGUAUGGGAGGGGUUUGGGGAUUCAGGUCAGUGUAUGGGAGGGGUUUGGUGAGUCAGGACAGUGUAUGGGAGGGGUUUGGGGAUUCAGGACAGUGUAUGGGAGGGGUUUGGGGAGUCAGGACAGUGUAUGGGAGGGGUUUGGGGAUUCAGGACAGUGUAUGGGAGGGGUUUGGAGAUUCAGGUCAGUGUAUGGGAGGGGUUUGGGGAUUCAGGACAGUGUAUGGGAGGGGUUUGGGGAGUCAGGACUGUGUAUGGGAGGGGUUUGGGGAGUCAGGACAGUGUAUGGGAGGGGUUUGGGGAUUCAGGACAGUGUAUGGGAGGACUUUGGGGAUUCAGGACAGUGUAUGGGAGGGGUUUGGGGAGUCAGAACAGUGUAUGGGAGGGUUUGGGGAGUCAGGUCAGUGUAUGGGAGGGGUUUGGGGAUUCAGGACAGUGUAUGGGAGGGGUUUGGGGAUUCAGGUCAGUGUAUGGGAGGGGUUUGGUGAGUCAGGACAGUGUAUGGGAGGGGUUUGGGGAUUCAGGACAGUGUAUGGGAGGGGUUUGGGGAGUCAGGACAGUGUAUGGGAGGGGUUUGGGGAUUCAGGACAGUGUAUGGGAGGGGUUUGGAGAUUCAGGUCAGUGUAUGGGAGGGGUUUGGGGAUUCAGGACAGUGUAUGGGAGGGGUUUGGGGAGUCAGGACUGUGUAUGGGAGGGGUUUGGGGAGUCAGGACAGUGUAUGGGAGGGGUUUGGGGAUUCAGGACAGUGUAUGGGAGGGGUUUGGGGAUUCAGGACAGUGUAUGGGAGGGGUUUGGGGAGUCAGGUCAGUGUAUGGGAGGGGUUUGGGGAGUCAGGUCAGUGUAUGGGAGGGGUUUGGGGAGUCAGGAUAGUGUAUGGGAGGGGUUUAGGGAUUCAGGUCAGUGUAUGGGAGGGGUUUGGGGAUUCAGGACAGUGUAUGGGAGGGGUUUGGGGAGUCAGGUCAGUGUAUGGGAGGGGUUUGGGGAGUCAGGUCAGUGUAUGGGGCGGGAUGGGGGAUUCAGGAUAGUGUAUGGGAGGGGUUGGGGAUUCAGGUCAGUGUAUGGGAGGGGUUGGGGAUUCAGGUCAGUGUAUGGGAGGGGUUUGGGGAGUCAGGUCAGUGUUUGGGAGGGGUUUGGGGAUUCAGGACAGUGUAUGGGAGGGGUUUGGGGAUUCAGGACAGUGUAUGGGAGGGGUUUGGGGAUUCAGGACAGUGUAUGGGAGGGGUUUGGGGAGUCAGGACAGUGUAUGGGAGGGUUUGGGGAGUCAGGACAGUGUAUGGGAGGGGUUUGGGGAGUCAGAACAGUGUAUGGGAGGGUUUGGGGAGUCAGAACAGUGUAUGGGAGGGUUUGGGGAGUCAGAACAGUGUAUGGGAGGGUUUGGGGAUUCAGGACAGUGUAUGGGAGAGGUUUGGGGAUUCAGGACAGUGUAUGGGAGGGGUUUGGGGAUUCAGGACAGUGUAUGGGAGGGGCUUGGGGAGUCAGGACAGUGCAUGGGAGGGGUUUGGGGAGUCAGGACAGUGUAUGGGAGGGGUUUGGGGAUUCAGGACAGUGUAUGGGAGGGGUUUAGGUAGGACAGUGUAUGGGAGGGGUUUGGGGAUUCAGGACAGUGUAUGGGAGGGGUUUGGGGAGCCAGGUCAGUGUAUGGGAGGGGUUUGCGGAUUCAGGACAGUGUAUGGGAGGGGUUUGGGGAUUCAGGUCAGUGUAUGGGAGGGGUUUGGUGAGUCAGGACAGUGUAUGGGAGGGGUUUGGGGAUUCAGGACAGUGUAUGGGAGGGGUUUGGGGAGUCAGGACAGUGUAUGGGAGGGGUUUGGGGAUUCAGGACAGUGUAUGGGAGGGGUUUGGAGAUUCAGGUCAGUGUAUGGGAGGGGUUUGGGGAUUCAGGACAGUGUAUGGGAGGGGUUUGGGGAGUCAGGACUGUGUAUGGGAGGGGUUUGGGGAGUCAGGACAGUGUAUGGGAGGGGUUUGGGGAUUCAGGACAGUGUAUGGGAGGGGUUUGGGGAUUCAGGA